Porites lobata is the source of this 384-nucleotide messenger RNA. NCBI's taxonomy places the organism in Eukaryota, Metazoa, Cnidaria, Anthozoa, Scleractinia, Poritidae. The record is from the annotation of a GenBank genome assembly.
AUGGAGAAAGGUGAUUGGUUCACUGGACCCGAGUGGUUGGAGCAAGAAGAAAAAUGGCCGGAACAACCAACACUAGCGCGUUCUACGGAGGCAAGCGAGGAAGAAAAGCCACUGAAAGAGGUCCUAGAGAGCGCUAGGGAACACAAGCCUGACGGGUGGGAUCAGUUGUUGGAAGGCAAACCGUACUGGACUGUACUGAGAAUCACUGCCUGGGCCAUAAGAUUCAAAGAUAACACGUUGGCAAAGAAACAGAUGAGGAAAAGGCGGAAAGGAGCGUUGUGUACUGACGAAAUCAGACAAGCGAAAGAACUAUGGGUUAGAAGAGCGCAGAAAAGAAUUUCGCAAGAUACAGACACACAAGGGUGGAGAUUGGUAGAAGAAUGA